Molecule: messenger RNA, 1437 nt
Organism: Fonsecaea erecta
Lineage: Eukaryota; Fungi; Ascomycota; Eurotiomycetes; Chaetothyriales; Herpotrichiellaceae
Exons: 2
Coding region: 1-1437 (478 amino acids)
Biological process (GO): nucleoside transmembrane transport
Cellular component (GO): fungal-type vacuole membrane; plasma membrane
Molecular function (GO): nucleobase transmembrane transporter activity; nicotinamide riboside transmembrane transporter activity
Source: RefSeq, a predicted model, not a curated record
AUGUCCACGACUGCCACCGAACAGCAACCAGAAUCAUUCGAGCUCCCCCAACUGUCCAGCAUGGGCUUGUUUCGUUCACGGCAGGAAUAUCAGCCCAUCAGAGGCGACGCAGAAAGAGACGAUGAGAGUAUACAAGAUGGGCCGGAUGAGGAUAUCGUGGUAGAGUCGCCCUUUUCAUGGGUCGAAUACGCCAUCUUUGUCCUGCUGGGGAUAGCGAUGCUCUGGGCCUGGAACAUGUUUCUCGCCGCCGCACCCUAUUUCCAGCACCGUUUCCGGGGGAAUCAAUGGAUCUUGAACCAUUUCCAGGCCGCCGAGGUCUCGGUCUCGACAGUCACGAAUCUGGGUUCGAUGAUCGCGCUGACGAAACUGCAAAAGGGGGCAUCAUAUCCGAAGCGCAUAUCAUUAUCCCUCACGAUCAGCACCGCGGUGUUUGCUGUGCUGUCUCUAUCAACGCUGGUGCACACGUCCGCAGGCGUGUACUUUGGCUUUCUCCUGGUGGCCAUCUUCGCGGCGAGCUUCUCUACCGGCCUGCUACAGAAUGGCUUGUUCUCGUUCGCAUCAGGGUUUGGAAGAAGUGAAUACACACAGGGAAUCAUGACGGGCCAGGGCAUCGCUGGAGUGCUGCCACCCAUGGCCCAGAUCAUAUCAGUUUUGGUGGUCCCAGCCAAGAAGGACAACAAUGGUGCAGACACGGCCGAUGAAUCUCCCACCUCAGCCUUGGUCUAUUUCUUGACAGCCACUGCCAUCUCCGCCAUUGCUCUCUUGAAUUUCUUCUAUCUCUUGAAGAGAGAGGCGAGAAGUCGAGCACUCCAGGCGGCGGCGAAAUCCACAGCCGACGAGGCCUCUGAAGGUGACGCCUUGACGGGAAGCAUUGCGACGGCCACAGGUGAAGGUUCGGACGAGCCGAACAAGGAACGGCCUUCCGUGCCGCUGAGCACGCUGUUUCUUAGGAUGCCCUUCCUUGCGGCCGCAGUCUUCAUCUGUUUCGCCGUCACUAUGGUCUUCCCAAUCUUUACGGCGUCAAUCGAAUCGGUCAACAACAUCGAUUCGGCAAUAUUCAUCCCGACAGCGUUCCUGCUAUGGAAUAUAGGCGACCUGGCAGGUCGCCUGAUCACACUGUGGCCGAAGAUUUCCCUGACGCACUAUCCUUUCGCCCUGUUCUGCAUUGCGAUGGCACGACUGCUAUUCAUCCCGUUAUAUUUCCUCUGCAACAUCAAGAACAAGGGCGGUGUGGUGAGGAGUGAUUUCUUCUACUUGAUCAUUGUGCAAUUCCUCUUUGGUUUGUCCAACGGGUAUUUGGGUAGUGAGUGUAUGAUGGGAUCAGGUCAAUGGGUGCCCCCAGAGGAGAGGGAGGCGGCAGGUGGCUUCAUGGGAUUGAUGCUUGUCGGUGGCCUUACUGUGGGCAGCUUAUUGAGCUUUUUGCUCGGGGAUAUUUAG